Molecule: messenger RNA, 1472 nt
Organism: Polistes dominula (European paper wasp)
Lineage: Eukaryota; Metazoa; Arthropoda; Insecta; Hymenoptera; Vespidae
Gene: Rpn13
Product: regulatory particle non-ATPase 13
Cellular component (GO): proteasome regulatory particle, lid subcomplex; nucleus; cytoplasm
Molecular function (GO): proteasome binding; endopeptidase activator activity
Source: RefSeq, a predicted model, not a curated record
ACUGUCAUAGUGGUCAUUGUUCCCCCUCUGACAGACCACAGACGUACGCCUGCCGACAAGUAUAUUCAAUUUAUAACGUUAAGUUAAGUGGAAGCAGUUGUAAAACAAACUUUUUUUAUAUAAAACCUGAUUUAUACAAGUUACAUACAUGGGUCCCCUAUUUGGAAAUAAUCCUUCGCGAAAUGCGUCCAAAAAUUUGGUUGAAUUUAAAGCAGGAAAAAUGACUAUGAAAGGGAAAAUGGUUUAUCCAGAUACACGAAAGGGACAGAUUUAUGUUAACCAUUCUGACGAUCAAUUAAUGCAUUUUUAUUGGAAAGAUCGUACAACAGGAAUCGUAGAAGAUGAUCUCAUUAUUUUCCCAGAUGACUGUGAAUUUAAGCAUGUUCCAGCGUGUAAAACUGGUAGAGUAUAUCUGUUGAGAUUCAAGUCAUCAAGUAGAAAGUUUUUCUUUUGGCUACAGGAUUUAAAGACUGACAAGGAUGAAGAAUAUUGUAGAAAAAUUAAUGAAGUUUUAAAUCACCCACCUUUACCUGUGUCUCAAAGGAGUGGCAAUACGAAUCCAGAUGGGGAUUUUCAUAAUUUGUUAAAUAACAUGUCUCAACAACAAUUAAUGCAAUUGUUCGGUGGUGUAGGACAAAUUGGUCUUGGUAGCUUAUUGGGAACAAUGAGCAGACCUCAUGGUAGUAUCCAAAGUACUAGAGCAUCUACUACAACUGCUUCAUCACCAGUUACAACAAGCGUUGCAAGGCCACCAGUGUCCCAAACUCCAGCACCUUCUACCGUCACUGAAACUACUAAAUCUUCCAGUAAUAGUAAGUCAUCACCAAGAACAACAGCACCAUCUACACCUGUGACUACUUCAGCUUCUAAUAAUAGAAUUCAAUUGAGCGAUUUACAAAGUUUCCUCUCAGAAAUUCCAACACCUGCUGGAGCAGAAGCUGUUGUUCAGCAGAGGGGCAUAGCGACAGAGCUGACGAAUGCCAUCCCAACAACGAUUACAUCAACGGAAAGUCUGGAACGUGCUAUUUCCACGCAUUUACCACCUGGAGACAACCUGUGUACAACGCUAUCAUCUCCCCAGUUCUCCCAGGCGCUAUCAAUGUUCUGGUCUGCUUUGCAGUCGGGCCAGGCGGGCCCAGUCAUCCGUCAAUUUGGCUUGGGAACUGAUGCAAUCAAUGCAGCCGCCAGUGGUAACAUCGAAGAGUUCGUCACCGCUUUGGAGUCGGAAGCUAAGAGUGGACAAGGACAAGCACAACAGGGACAAGAUGAGAAGAAACGAUCCCCAGGCGAUAGUCCUGGCAAAAAGGAAGAUGAUGACGACGGCAUGCCUUUGGAUUAAGCAAUAAACCAUUAUUUCUGUCGAAUUUUUUUGUUCUCAACUUUCUUCUCGUGAUUCAGAAAUUCGAUAUAUGUUGUGUAUUAGUCGAGAUUAUGUACAAUAAACGUUACUUCUACGAUAAAAUUCUAUUACA